AUGAGUGACAAUCACCCUGGAGGGUUUCCUCCAAUCUCGGGCUUAGGACCUCAGGGUUCUUCAAUGCCUCCGGAGAAUGUCCAUCUUCCUACUACUGCUGGAAGCCCUGCCGCCUCUCUGGAGCCCCAGCACUCUGAAACUCGUCCAGCGAUUGUCGAGCACGAGGCUCCUGUUGGGAGCCCCUCUGACCCUCUGCAGCAUCUUGACUUUGACGGUUGGAAGGCUCGUAAUUUCCGCGCAACCGUGUCGAGUGUCCAACUUCCUGACUGGGUGACUGCUCCAUUGCCUCCUCGGGGUCCUCCUCACCCAUUGGGAUGCCUUCAUCUUCCAGACAGCGAGAAUCCUUACGUUGUCGAUCAAGCCUUGGGGCCUCAGAGCAUCGGCAUUCCGCCAGUUCGCAGUCGCCUUAGUCUGUAUUUCCCUCCACCUGGACUUCCAAAUCCUUAUGUAUCCAGCCUGGGACCUCGCGAUGAUCAUCCUUCGAGCUCUCAAACACCUUCUGGUGCACUGCAAUACGGAUCUCAGGGUAGGAACACUCUGCAGACCACCGGCUUCGAUCCUUUUGCUCACGCCCAUCCUGAUCCUGGUCCAAUCUCCCGUCUCCAUGGACAUCCGAAUCCUUAUGCACCCAGCCUGGAACCUCUUGAUGAUCAUCCUUCGAGCUCUCAGGCACUUUCUGGUGCAUCGCUUCAUGGGGCUCCGGCUACGAACAUUCGGCAGUCAACCAACUACGACGGUCCUAGUUACUCUCAUCGCGGUCUGGUCUCACGUCAAUUCGAACUUCCGGGUCCUUACCCAGCUCGUGAUCCCCAUUCGUGGUAUUCGACAUCUUCAAAUGCCGGGCCCUAUGAAGUUCAGGGUAUGAGAACUCCGCAUACUACCCGCAUCGAUCGUUCUGGAACCGCUCAUUUUGGUCCAGUACUUCCUCCGCCUGGAAUUGCGAGCUCUCACGCUACCUUUGAUGCCCCCUCGGAGUCCCAAUCAACUCAUGGUGUAUGGCCUCGACGAACUCGUGGUACGGACGCUAUAUGGACCCCGACCCCCAAUCGCCCCGACUCCACUCGCCGUGUUCUAACCCUUCCUCCUGGUGUACUCCAAAAUCUUUAUGCUACUCGCGAUUCCCCUGUUCAGUACCAGGCAUCGUCUACUACACUACCUCAUGGACACCAUACUAUGGACAUCCAUCAGAUUGCCAGCUUCGAUCGUCCUGGUCCGGCCUACCCCCAGCCCGGCCAUACUGUUCGUAACUUGGCUCCACCCGAUCUUGGUGACACUCGCUCAAACCGCCCUGGUGACAUUGGCCCUAACCGUCCUGGUGGCAUUGGCCCUAACCGCCCUGGUGACAUCCGCCCUUCUCGCCCUGGCCGAUUCCGUGGAGGGGCUGCCCCUCAGGCUCGGGUUGAGCGGCACGUGUCUCGCCCACCAAAGGAAAUCGAAAACCCCACUCGUCACUAUUUGGUCAGAGGAAUUGAUACUGAUGUCGAAAGUUGGACCGUGCUGGCAGCCUUCGAGCUGUUCACUUCGACUAUCGGCCCUUUCCUCACGGAAUUGAACACCAAGGGUCAAAUUCACAUCGGAUUUGACGAUGCUGAGGAAGCAACACAAGCUGUCGCAUUGUUUAGCAAUUUCCCAGAGUGGGAAAUUCGGUCCUUGUCAAAGCAGCAAUUCGACCAACAGACCAGAUUCGCCUUCCCUAUGCCCCAGGAUCUUGGUGACACGGUAUUUGCUACUCUGUACUGCGGCCCCCACACGGAGGUCGUUUCUUCAAGCGCAGAGCAAUAUGCUAGGCAAUUCCUUGCAAUGGUUGGACCCAUUCGUUCUAUUCGCAAUGUGACUUCCCACGUCAUCGAUGAUACUGGGGUGGCUCGAUUCUACCAGCUUGAGGUUCGAUAUCACAUGGUCCGGUCGGCAUACAACGCUAUUAAGGCACUCAAUGGAGUUCGACUUGAUGGACUCAAAAUUGAAGUAAUGCCCUAUGCGGAUGGCACUCACUUCGCGACCUCGACUAGAGCUCGCACUGACUCCGAACAGACCGUGAUGGCGAGGGAAACCGGCCAGCGUGCACCAAGGGCCCCUGGCCACCGCCCUGGCAACAACGUGAUCUCGAUGGACGAGAUCUUGUCCGGCCAUGACGUCCGAACGGCCGUCAUGUGCCGAAACAUCCCACACGGGAUGGUCUGGAGGGAGCUCAAGGCCAUCCUGGACCUGAGUAGCGCUGGGCGCUACAACUACCUGUACCUCCGAAUCAACUUCGGAGCAAACGUGAACGUGGGAUACGCGUUCAUCAACUUCAAGACACCUGCCGACCUGGCGGUGUUCGUUCGCGCCCGCGUGGGGCGUAUCUGGCCCGGUUUCGAGCAAUUCACUGGAAGAAUUGCCGAAUUCACCUAUGCCGAUGUCCAGGGAUUCGACACCCUGGUUGAGCGAUUCCGGAACAGCCCGGUAAUGCUCAACUUGCCGGACCGGCGGCCAAAACUGUUCCACACCCAGGGACCCAAGACCGGUGAGGAGGCCGUGUUCCCCCAGGUCAACAAUUUCUACACCCUAGCAGCGGGUGUUCAUCGCAGCCAGACAGAAGCUGGUCUGCACUAGGGCGAAAGCCCCCAAGCCACUCGCAGAGGUGCCCCCCGAACCCCUGCAACCCGUCAAGCGGCCCCGGCGGAGGAUGACCAGGCCAACUGAGCGGCGGAACUUGCCCAAGGCCCGGGCUCGACAUACCCGUGGCUGAGGGAUACAAAAUUUGUCGGAGUGUGGUUUGUGGAAUUCUUUGCUGCUGCGGCAUGCGGUUUCUGGUUUCUGGUUUCUGGUUUUUAGUUUGUCUUAUUUUUAGUUUUUCGAUGAAUCUACGAUCUGGGACCGGUUCAAUCUUAGUUGAACUCUGGGGGAUUUUCGGCGGCUUCGGUUGCUGUGAUUUCCUGUUGAGAUGAACUGGCUGUGACCCGG
Molecule: messenger RNA, 2943 nt
Organism: Penicillium brasilianum
Lineage: Eukaryota; Fungi; Ascomycota; Eurotiomycetes; Eurotiales; Aspergillaceae
Source: the annotation of a GenBank genome assembly